Messenger RNA from Cryphonectria parasitica EP155, 2409 nucleotides. RefSeq names its product recombinational repair protein. The record is from RefSeq and is a predicted model, not a curated record. NCBI's taxonomy places the organism in Eukaryota, Fungi, Ascomycota, Sordariomycetes, Diaporthales, Cryphonectriaceae. Gene Ontology annotation, molecular function: ATP binding; ATP-dependent chromatin remodeler activity; hydrolase activity, acting on acid anhydrides. The transcript has a single exon. Bases 1 to 2409 code for a protein of 802 amino acids. Gene Ontology annotation, cellular component: nucleus. Gene Ontology annotation, biological process: double-strand break repair via synthesis-dependent strand annealing; reciprocal meiotic recombination.
AUGUGUAGGACGCUGCUUGCGUCGACGCCCAAGGCGAACAAGGAGAACGUCGCGUCUAGAAGCCGCUUCCCUGCGCCUCAAACCAUCGAUAAGCUGCACAAGCCCUUCAAGUGCCCCGGUUCGGCCAACAGGACACCUGCCAGCGACCGACCUACCAGGAAGAAGAGGAAGAUCGACUACACAGGAGCAGAUGGAGAGGUCGAUGCGGACAAGCCAUACACAAAUGAGGACCGUCUCGCCCUUGCCAAUCGAGAUGUCAAUCGAUUCCCCGUAUUCCAGGCCAAGGACAAGAACACAGUCUUCCGCAAGGCUUUUGCUAUCCCUCUGAUCAACAAAAAUUCCGCUGCCUUCAAUCCCAACCGACCGCCACCCACGCUCGGCCUCAGGCAGGGCGCCGUCUUCGUCGCCAAGCCCCUGCAUGAUCCGAGUGGCGAAUUCGCAAUUGUUCUCUACGAUCCUACGGUGGAUGACAAGCCUAAGGAGCCCGAGCAGCUGAAGGAGGAAGAGAAGCCGGUCGAGAAAAUCCAGGAACCGCUCAUGCACAAGAGUCUCGCCGAGAUCCUGGGCAUCAAGAAGAAGGUCGAGGGGCAGCACCCACGGGUCCCCGUCGUCAUUGAUCCUAAGCUAGCCAAGGUCCUGCGGCCCCAUCAGAUCGAGGGUGUCAAGUUCAUGUACCGAUGUGUCACCGGCGUGAUUGACCCAAACGCCAAUGGGUGUAUAAUGGCAGACGAGAUGGGUCUCGGCAAGACCCUGCAGUGCAUCACCUUGCUGUGGACGCUUCUCAAGCAGUCGCCAGAUGCAGGGCAGACCACGAUCCAAAAGGCUGUCGUGGCCUGUCCCUCGAGUCUGGUUCGCAACUGGGCCAACGAACUGGUCAAGUGGCUGGGUGCCGAUGCCGUCACUCCUUUCGCCAUAGACGGCAAGGCCACCAAAGAGGAGCUCACCAGACAGCUCAGGCAGUGGGCUAUCUCCAGCGGGCGUGCUGUAACCCGCCCGGUCAUUAUCGUGUCCUACGAGACCCUGCGGCUGUAUAUCGAUGAGCUCAAGAACUGUAAGAUUGGCCUGAUGCUCUGCGACGAGGGCCAUCGUCUCAAGAAUGGAGACAGCCUAACGUUCACUGCCCUGAAUAACCUCAACGUCACGAGGCGGGUGAUCUUGUCCGGCACACCGAUCCAGAACGAUCUGUCCGAGUACUUCGCCCUCAUCAGCUUCGCCAACCCUGGCCUGCUCGGCACGAGGCUGGAAUUCCGCAAGCAGUUCGAGCUUCCCAUCCUCCGCGGCCGCGACGCUGAUGCAACCGACAAGGAACGCCAGAGGGGCGACGAGUGUCUGUCUGAGCUGCUCGGGAUUGUCAACAAAUUCAUCAUCCGCAGGACCAACGACAUCCUGUCCAAAUACCUGCCGGUCAAGUACGAGCACGUCGUCUUCUGCGGCCUGGCUCCAUUCCAGCUUGAUCUUUACAACUACUUCAUCACCAGCCCGGAUAUUCAGGCCCUGCUCCGCGGCAAGGGCAGCCAGCCUCUCAAAGCAAUCACCAUCCUCAAGAAGCUAUGUAACCACCCGGACCUGCUUGAUCUCAGCAACGACCUGCCAGGGAGCGAGGAGCACUGGCCCGACGAUUACGUGCCCAAGGAAGCCCGUGGGCGCGAUCGCGACGUGAAGCCGUGGUACAGCGGCAAGAUGCAGGUUCUAGACCGCAUGCUGGCCCGGAUCCGUGCUGACACCAACGACAAGAUCGUGCUCAUCUCCAACUACACGAGCACUCUCGACCUGUUUGAGCGCCUCUGCCGCAACAGAACCUACCCGUGCCUGCGUCUUGACGGCUCGAUGAACGUCACAAAGCGGCAGAAGCUUGUCGACAAGUUCAACGAUCCUGAGGGGGACGAGUUUAUCUUUUUGCUCUCCAGCAAAGCCGGAGGCUGUGGUCUUAACCUCAUUGGCGCUAACCGUCUUGUCCUCUUCGACCCUGACUGGAACCCGGCAGCCGACCAGCAGGCACUUGCCCGUGUGUGGCGUGAUGGGCAAAAGAAGGACUGCUUCGUCUACCGGUUCAUCGCCACAGGUACGAUCGAGGAGAAGAUCUUCCAGCGGCAGAGCCACAAGCAGUCACUGUCUUCGUGUGUGGUGGAUGAGGCGGAAGACGUGGAGCGGCACUUCAGCCUGGACAGCCUCCGAGAGCUGUUCCAGUACAGACCAGGGACGAGAAGCGAUACUCACGACACGUUCAAGUGCAAGCGGUGCAAGCCUGACGGGAAACAGUACCUCAAGGCGCCGGCAAUGUUGUAUGGUGACACGAGCACGUGGAACCAUUUCAACAAUGAAGGUUUGAAUGCGAUUCAAGACUUGCUCCUUCGGCAGGAGUGUGGCGUGGAUGAAGUAUCGGCCGUGUUCCAGUACAUAUCGCAUUGA